AGUUGCCGGGAAUAAUUCCUUGCUUAUUUUUUACGCAAACUGUUGCUCAUUUUAGCCACAUGAUCAUGAUAUACGAUGGUUUAUUAUUAUCGAUUAAUGGUUUUGCUGUUGUUGGCCUUUUGGACUGCCGUGGUGAAUACCGUUCCAGAAGACAUAGCCAAAAUCAUCGUGGUUGGUCCUGGAAUACAAAAUGUGCAGCUAGCUUUCCCAAGUCGUUAUUUUUUCAUUCUUCAUCGAAUUCCAAAGCUAGGAUCUGUAGAAAUUCGACCAACGAAGCGGCUGAAUAAAAAUCCUGGUCGCGGUUGUCACAUCUGGCCUCAAGUAUUCAACCAAACUCGUUUCUGCAUCCGUUUGGCUCUUUCCGAUCUACGUCAAUCAUUCCAGAGAAUCGUUUCCUUGAACGAUGUUUUAGAUCUAGCCAACUUUUGCGAUGAUGAACAACCCGAUGGUACUGAAUCUGAUGAUCAAUCGAUGGUUACAUACUGGCUUGCUAUCGUUCGUUACAGCUUCCAUCGAGGACAUUGGCAAUGUGAUCAACCGCUUGAAUUGGUAAUUUACGGAGAUCAUGAUGGACAGGUGCCAAUCUAUCGACGACCCAUUACAAACCAGAAUAAACCAUUCUAUUCUGAACACUGUCCAUGUGUUCGAAAUGAAUGGCCACAGCUAUCUCAAUGCGAUUCGACCGACAACCGACAAUUACAACAAAGAAUUGAUCAUGACCUUGCCCCAUUUCGUUCUGGUAUAAAUUUUACUUCCAUCUUGGAUGAAGCUAUAAAUCGAUUUGGCCAGUACCCUCAGACUUAUGCUUUCUGCCAUUAUCGGAUAAAAAACAAUCAGGCGUACAAACGAUGCUAUGGCCAAUACGAUGGUUUUUCGAAAUUUUUUGAUCGUAUGCUACUGUCAUUGAUGCGAAAAACUAGAUUAAGUGAUAGUCAAUUGCUUAUGAAUCUUGGCGAUUGGCCACUAUCGCAAAUCAAAGACACUAGACCAUUGCCCAUUUUCAGUUGGUGUGGUUCUCAACAAACCAACGAUAUCGUACUGCCUACAUAUGAACUGACUGAAUCCGUAUUGAAUGGCCAUGACCGGAUAUCCACUGACAUUCAUUCAACGUUUGGUCGUCAAUUAUUCGGUUUUAGUUCCAAACAAAAUCGUCUAUUUUGGCGUGGUAGAGAUUCUAAUGAAGCUCGUCUGAAACUGGUCGAUCAAUCAAUGCUUAUGCCUAAUCACUAUAAUGUGGCUAUCACAAAUUUCUUCUUCUACCGUGAUCGAAUGACAAAAUACCGGCCCAAUAAUACUACCACUAUUCCAUACGUUCCAUUUAAGCAAUUCUUUGACUAUCGUUAUCAAAUCAACAUUGACGGUACGGUCGCUGCAUAUCGAUUACCAUUCUUGUUGGCGGGCAAUUCUUUGGUGAUCAAGCAACAAUCCCAAUGCUAUGAACACUUUUAUCAUUUACUCGAACCAGGCAAACAUUACUUACCAGUAAAUGAAUCGCUGGACAAUCUGUCCAGCCUAUUGACAAACCUGAUUGAACAGAAUGAUUUAAAACCGAUCAAACGCAUAAUAUGGACGGCCAGGAUGGCUGUCAUUCGAUGGUUAAUGCCAUCAUCUAUCUAUUGUUAUUAUUAUAAAGCACUUGAGUCAUAUAGUCAAUUGCUAAUAGCCCAGCAACCAUUUGACGAAUCGAUGAAUCUCAUUACCGAUGAUGAUGACCUAAACUAUUAUGGAACAUGUCCACAUGGCUGUCAACAACAUGCAACAACUGGAAAAGAUGAACUUUGAUUUAUGAUAUGAUAUACUCUCUCUCUCUCUUUCUCUCUCUGUCCACAAAUUAUGAAUGAAAACAGGCUCGUAUCCAAACUUGAUAUUAAUUUAAUACAUUUGUCAGUUUUUUUUCCAAGUCAUCGAAAAUCAAAUCAAAUCAAAGUAAUUUUAAUUCUAUAGAAAAUCCAUUCCUAACACUACUAAAAAAAAACUUUGCACAAUACACGAGAGCAUAAUACAAAAAAAAAAUAAACGUUGGAAAGGAAAGGAAAAGAUUUAUUUUCUUAACAUCAUCUUAACAUAUACUUUUUUUCCGAUGACAUACAGUCAAACGUGUCAAACGACGCUUGAAACGCCGUCACAUUUGGCAUCAAUUUUAUUUUUUCUUUCAAAAGUUGUUUUUCAAUCAUUCGAUAGACAAUUUCUUUUUUUUUUACUGA
Molecule: messenger RNA, 2204 nt
Organism: Dermatophagoides farinae (American house dust mite)
Lineage: Eukaryota; Metazoa; Arthropoda; Arachnida; Sarcoptiformes; Pyroglyphidae
Product: protein O-glucosyltransferase 2
Cellular component (GO): endomembrane system
Molecular function (GO): glucosyltransferase activity
Source: RefSeq, a predicted model, not a curated record